Gongylonema pulchrum is the source of this 249-nucleotide messenger RNA. Lineage: Eukaryota; Metazoa; Nematoda; Chromadorea; Rhabditida; Gongylonematidae. The record is from the annotation of a GenBank genome assembly.
AUGAAGUCAUGGCAAUGCUUCGGACCAAUCUUCGUGAAACACGGUUACAUUUUCAAGCAAGUACAAGGUGUACCAAUGGGUGGUAAUGCUAGUCCUCAUAUUGCCGAUCUCACAUUGUCAAUCGUAGAGAAUCGGUUUCUUCGUACGAAUCCAGGGAUUCGUCUCCAUACUGAUGAAAUCCUUAUUACUAAUUACGCCAAUUUUACUGAAAUUGCCAGUAACAUCUAUGAGCUUAGUCCUGCAACUUAA